Molecule: messenger RNA, 4578 nt
Organism: Chinchilla lanigera (long-tailed chinchilla)
Lineage: Eukaryota; Metazoa; Chordata; Mammalia; Rodentia; Chinchillidae
Gene: Fam13a
Product: family with sequence similarity 13, member A
Source: RefSeq, a predicted model, not a curated record
GAGGGAGAGGAGGAGGAGGAGCAGGAGCGCCUUUCACCUUGCUGCAGCUGUUCCUGAUUGGCUAGAUGGUUCAGCUGCUUCCCUGGAACAAAAGGUCAAAGUGGACUGCAGUGUAACUGUAGAGAGGCAGCCGAUAAAUAGCCUUGCCUGAAGAAGUUUGGAGGCCGAGAUCUCCCAGCAGCACCCUGGCAAACAGCAGCGCAAGUGGUUUCUCCUGCCGGGAGGCGAGCCUUCCUCCCAAGCCCCGCUGAGCCACUGUAAGCAGACGUGCACUGUACAGGCGGCCAGACUUGUGGACGACAGUUGUGAGAUUUCAUUGCAAGUUUCCAUUCGAGAAUGGCUUGUGAAAUCAUGCCUCUGCAAAGCGCUCAUGUAUCCCAAGUCAGCAAUGUUUCCACAACUGGAGAACUCUUAGAAAGAACCAUCCGGACCGCUGUAGAACAGCAUCUUUUUGAUGUUAAUAAUGCUGGAGGGCAAAGCUCGGAAGAUUCAGAGUCGGGAUCUUCAUCAGCUUCUUCUGCCACCUCCACCAGGCAGCGCCGCCGCCAGUGCAAGGACCCGGAUGAGGCUCUACGUGGAAGAGAGCAGGGACUUACCAACAAAGAAAAUAUUCCUUCUGCCUUCAACAACCUUGAUGAAUGUAUUUUGAAUUCUCAGGAAGUAGAAAAACUACAUGAAAAUACUUCUGAUUAUAUUGGAGAAAGGAGCAAACCUAAACGUCAGAAAUCUAGUUCUAAACUUUCUGAUCUCAGUGAAAAUCAAGAUGGUCUUGUGAAUAUGGAAAGUUUUCAUUCCUCACGAUCAAAUGACAGGACUGGAGCUGAUGAUGCUGAGCUGAUGUCUGAGGAAAGCAAAGAAAGUGAAAGCGAUGGUGGAGACACCCAGCAUUUUGAGAGCCCCACGAUGAAGAUUCAGGAGCACCCCAGUAUACCCGACAGCAAACAGCAGAGAAAUCAAGAUGCUGACGCCCAGCAGGAGAGCUUUGUCUCCGAAGUGCCCCAUUUGGACCUGACUGCAUUGUGUGAUGAGAAGAGCUGGGAAGGAACCUGGUUCUACCUAAUGACUGGAGAUGGCUCUGACCACAGAAGAGGCAUCAAGCCCAUCCCUACCUUCUCCUCCUGGCAGCGGGAAGACUCUGACUCUGAGGAAGCCCGCCUCUCCCCGCAGGCCGGGUGCCUGAUUCGCCAGCUUCUGGAGGAGGACAGCGACCCCAUGCUCUCUCCUCGCUUCUAUGCCUAUGGGCAAAGCCGGCAGUACCUGAAUGACACAGAAGUGCCUCCUUCUCCCCCCAAUUCCCACUCUUUCAUGAGGCGGCGAAGCUCCUCUCUGGGGUCCUAUGACGAUGAGCAAGAGGACCUGACACCUGCCCAGCUCACACGAAGGAUCCAGAGUCUUAAAAAGAAGAUCCGAAAGUUCGAGGACAGAUUUGAAGAAGAGAGGAAGUACCGACCUUCCCACAGUGACAAAGCGGCCAAUCCAGAGGUUCUCAAGUGGACGAAUGACCUUGCCAAAUUUCGGAAACAACUUAAAGAAUCAAAACUAAAGAUAUCUGAAGAGGACCUAACCCCCAGGAUGCGGCAGCGAAGUAACACACUCCCCAAGAGUUUCGGUUCCCAACUUGAAAAAGAGGAUGAGAAGAAGCAGGAGCUGGUAGACAAAGCGCUCAAGCCCAGCGUUGAAGUCACCCUGGAAUCCAUCCAGAGGAAGCUCCAGGAGAAGCGAGCGGAAAGCAGCCGUCCAGAGGACAUUAAGGAUAUGACCAAAGACCAAAUCGCUAAUGAGAAAGUGGCCCUGCAGAAAGCCCUGCUGCAUUAUGAAAGCAUUCACGGCCGGCCGGUGACAAAGACUGAACGUCAGGUUAUGAAGCCUCUGUAUGACAGGUACCGGCUGGUCAAACAGAUCUUGUCCCGGGUCAACACUGUUCCGAUCAUUGGGUCCCCCUCCAGCAAGCGGAGAAGCCCUUUGCUGCAGCCAAUUAUCGAAGGUGAAACUGCUUCCUUCUUCAAGGAGAUAAAGGAGGAAGAGGAGGGCUCGGAAGACGACAGCCACGCGAAGCCGGACUUCACAGUCACCCUGGAAACAGACUUCAGUGCACGCUGCUUCCUGGACCAAUUCGAAGAUGAUGCUGAUGGGUUUAUUUCCCCAAUGGAUGACAAAAUACCAUCAAAAUGCAGCCAGGACACCGGGCUUUCAAAUCUCCACGCCGCCUCAAUACCUGAGCUCUUGGAACACCUUCAGGAAAUGAGGGAAGAAAAGAAGAGGAUUCGGAAGAAACUUCGUGAUUUUGAAGACAAUUUUUUCAGACAGAAUGGAAGAAACACCCAGAAGGAAGACCGCAUUCCCGUGACUGAAGAAUACAGUGAGUACAAGCACAUAAAGGCGAAGCUGAGGCUCUUGGAGGCGCUCAUCAGCAAGAGAGACGCUGGCACCAAGGCCAUGUGAGGGCGGCCUGGCCUGGCCGGCCCAGGGGCUGCUGGGUGCACGGCAGGUUUACUGCUCUCCGGUGGAGCUCUGGAAGGCAGCCUCCUGGAGCCGGAAACGCAGGGCAAGCAGCCCUUCUGCCUCCAGGCCUGUUUCCAGCUCCUGCCUCGGGAACUGUCUCUCGAGGAAGACGAAUGUGACCUGCCUGAAGAAUUUCAUAAUGGGGAAGCCAAGCCGGCUACACACACACACACACACACACACACACACACACACACACACACACAGGAGUUACUAACACUGCAGCGAUGAGUCACUACAGUAGAUACAGCCGAGUUCUUCCCUGGAUAACUGCGAGGCCACCUCGGUCUAACUGUGAUGAGAACAAGCUCAGGACCUUCCUCUGCAGAGCGAGCUUACGAGGGAGGGCCGUGCUCUCCCUCAGCCCAGUUGUGACCAUGCAUUGGAGCCCUACUUGCUGCUGCUUUGGCCAUUCUAGUGUCCCUUCCACAGAGCUGCGCUUUCCCCGCUCGUCUGCACAGAUUUCCCCUCCAGCUCUUGGGGAGAUGGAAGCUACUGCCGCCCACAGUGGCCGUAUGGCCGCUCCUCAGGACUUCCUGAGCUGACAGAGCCCUUCAGCCCCUGAUGAGGACCUGGUCACCCUCAGAGGACAGAGGGAUUGCAGCUGCAGCCGCAUGAAUGCUGAUGUAAAAGCAGGGAACGUGAAGCCUGGCGAGUGUUUACUGAGUUGCUGCCCUCAAUACUCUCCCGUUUCAUAGCCAACACUAACUGAGGACCGCAUGCCUAUGUAGCCUGUUUGGUUGUGGCCCUAGCCAAACAUCAAGGGUCCUGCUUAAUUCUAAGCCUAACUGCUGAGGAUAACAGGAGAGGAAGCCUGUGUCUCCUGAAUACUUACCAGAUUUUAAUUUUUUUAAGAAAGCAAAUCUGCACUAAAAUGCAGUUAACUGUAGCCCUGAGCGCUACAAGCAGAAUCUUGUAGCUCAAGGCAGAAUCUAAGUCAAACUACUUUCAAGAUCAUGUAUAGAAAAAAAAAAAAUAAUGGUAUGUGGCCAAAUUUGAUUCUAAUGUUUUCAGACUGUUAUAAAGCUGUCUAUAUUAGACAUUUUGGAGGGACCAGGGAAUUUAAGACACCGAGUCAUUCAUCUCUUCAGUGUGCUUGACAUCACCUUAUGAUUUGUUCUUCACCUUCUGUGUCUGCCUGUGUUUGUGGGGUGCAGCCCAGCACGGCUGGUGACAAGACAGUGUCCAGCAGGCUGUGUCUUGAAGGCGGUGCUGUGUGAUGGUCAGGACAACAGGGAUGUCCUCCUGUUUGGAGAAUUCCCUUCUUAAAGGGUACAAUUUUGUUUUAAAAGGAAGAGAACGUAAAAGCAUCCUGACUGGUUUUCAGUUGUAAAAAUGGGUCUCGAAGGCCAGGGAUGUAGCUCAGUGACUCUGCGCCUGCCUGGCAGGUGCAAGGUCCUGAGUUCAGUUCCUGGUUCCCCGCCCCGCAAGUGGGUCUUGAGAAACACGUGGCAGACUGGAUAUAGUGCAGCACCACUGUGGACUCACGGCAGCAGCUCCGUCAGGUGGAAGCUGCUCAGGUGGAGCAUGGGGAAAUGAAUGCUUUUAUGUUUGCUCUUAAUCACGUAGAAGCAUGAGCUGUGUGUUAAAAGUGCCCUGGUUUUAAUCCACACACUUAAAGGCGGUACCUACAAAUUUAAAUGUACGUGAAAAUAUAGUUUGAUAUUCUUUGCUCUGUUUACAUUGCAGAUUGCUAUAAUUUCAAGGAGUUAUAAAUAAAAUGAUGCACUUUAGGUUGUUUUCUAUUUUUGAAAUCUGAACAUGAAUCAUGCACAUGACCAAAAAUUGUAUUUUUUAAAAGAAAUACAUGUCUAGUCUGUCCUUUUUAAGUACCUGUUCUCUUUAAGAAGCUAUGAUAUAAAUCAUUACCAGUUAACUUUUAAAGCACAUCUGUUUAAGAGUGUUGUUUUGAAAUACUAUAGAAUUUUUUGUAAAGCUGCAUAUAGGUGAGAAGCUACUAGAUGUUUUGAAAUCUGUUGCUUCUGCCAAAGAUAAAUUAAUGAGAAGAUACAUUCAGGAAUCCCCUUUCAAAUUUGUAUGAUUCAAUAAAAGAAACACCAAGUUAUAGUAAAAGAA